AUGUCAUACCCCUUCGAAGCCAUCGGCAUCAUCUCCAUCGGGGAGAUGGGUCUGGGCAUAGCCCAGCUCCUAAUCGCCCAUCAUUACCGAGUCCUGACCUAUGCGGCCGAUCGGAGCGAAGCCACCCAACGGCGAGCAUGGGAAGCAGGCAUUGAGCUCCGUCCCUCGAUGCAAGACCUAGUCGACCAAAGCGACUGCCUCCUCUCCAUCGUUCCACCACGGGACGCACUCGCAACCGCCCGGCGCAUCGUGGAAGCAUCGUCCGCGCGGCCCACGGUCCGCGAUACCCCGUUAUGGGUAAUUGAUCUGAAUGCUGUGUCGCCAAAGACAGCGCGCGAGAUGGAAGCACUCUUUACUGAAGCAAGUGGGACAUCGUCAUCAUCUUACCUCCGGUACAUCGACGGAGGCAUCGUGGGUGGCCCACCGCGGCCAUUGCAGCCAACCAACCCCAACGAACCAGCCUGGCAUUGUGCCAGCUUGAUAGUCUCCGGUCCUGAGAAACUCCCAGACGAGAAGUUAUCUCGCACACUGAAUAUCAAACAUAUCUCGGACCGGAUUGGUGUAGCGACCGGGUUGAAGAUGUGCUUUGCUUCUCUGACGAAGGGGUUUUUCGCGUUGGCUAUUCAGUCGUUUACUACGGCGCAUUCUAUGGGUGUGCUGCCGCAGCUGCAAGAAUUGAUGGAGGAGCAUAAUGCGGCGACGCUGCGGAUAGCGGAGAAGGGGGUGGUAGGGAUGCCGCCGAAGGCGUAUCGGUGGGUGAGGGAGAUGAAGGAAAUUGGGGAUACGAUGAGGGAUGACGGGGGGUUUGAAAGUGAUUUGUUCUACGCCGUGGCUCAGGUGUAUCAGACCGUCGCGGAUGAUCCUAUCCUGGGGCAAGAGAAGCCGGAUGAUCGACAGCGGGGGAAGACGGUCGAGGACGUGGUGGAGUGUUUGGAUAAGAGCUUGAAGGUGAAGAAGGAUUAA
Messenger RNA from Aspergillus luchuensis, 963 nucleotides. RefSeq lists its product as uncharacterized. The record is from RefSeq and is a predicted model, not a curated record. The transcript has 3 exons. Lineage: Eukaryota; Fungi; Ascomycota; Eurotiomycetes; Eurotiales; Aspergillaceae. Bases 1 to 963 code for a protein of 320 amino acids. Gene Ontology annotation, molecular function: NADP binding; oxidoreductase activity.